Molecule: messenger RNA, 2427 nt
Organism: Amoebophrya sp. A120
Lineage: Eukaryota; Dinophyceae; Syndiniales; Amoebophryaceae
Source: the annotation of a GenBank genome assembly
UGACGAGCCGUGUCCAUUUCCAACACCCCCUCAUGGUCAAAUUCGCUAAAAAGCUCGAAAGCAUCGCCAAGGAGGUGGCUUACAACAGUCACGUGCUGGCCUACAAGUCGUUGAAGAAGCGGCUGGAGCAGCUUAUUGCCGACGGCGUGAAGGACAAGGAGUUGGUCGCCGAUACCGUUCUGCAGCUCGUGCGCCAGGAAUUGCGAAAGGUAAACCGCUACACCGAGGUGCAACUGCAGAUAUGGCUCCAGGAGACCCGCGAACUGUUCCUGCAAAUCACCGGCGAGCAAGCAGCCUCGCCAACCAGUCCGGUGCGCCAAGUGCGAUUCGACAGUACCGGAGAGCAAACAGAAGAGCUUUUGCGCAACCUGGGGCAGCGCCUCGUCGACUUGGAUUGCUACCGGCGGAUCAAUUAUACGGGUUUCCGGAAAAUUUUGAAAAAGCUGCAGAAGAAAUCCGAAGUGAGUGUUGCGGAUUUUGAAAAACAAGAUCUCAACCGCUCUUCCUUCCUCGUCGCGGAUCUAGAUUGGCUGCUCGCCGCGCUCGCACUUCUAUGGUCGAGACUGAACCUUCGGAGAGGCAGCUUCUUACCCCCCUCCAGCAGAGAAAUUCAACAUCGUCCUGCGUUCCAAAAGACGUCGUCGUCGUCGUGGUAUGCGUUUGAAGAGACCGAGCGGGUUCCGUUCCUGACGGACUUGGCGAAGCACUUUCCGUGCUGGUCGUCCCCUCCGGGGGACGUAAUCCAGGCGAAUGUCCUAACCCCUUGCACCAUUCCGGACACGGAGGCGAUUUCUUUUCGCGUCUGGCUGUGGGAAGCGACCGGGGAGGACUUUGCUGUGCGAUGGGAGCAGGAGCAAAUUGUCGGAGACGAAAGCAACUACUGCAGUUUUGCCAGCGUGAAAACGUUUAGCGUCUCAUCUGCCUCGCGGCAGAAUGGGACUACAUCAAAUCAACCUGCGGGGGCAACCUCAUCCACAGCACCAGCCAAAUCAGAUGCUGGAGAACUCGUCUACUCCCGCGAAGCUUUUCUUACCGCCCAAAACCCUUUUGCGAGUAGGAAGUGUUGCUUUGCGAGGUCCCUGGUUCUGUACCUGAGGAAAAGCAUUGAAAAUCCAAAUGCAACGCAAUAUAAUAUCCUCCUUGUCAUCCACGAGAAAGUGCAGGUUUCGGAUGCAACCCCGGAAUACUCGAUGCUGGACGCCUUCGCGAACCCGGACCUCGAGCUGGUUCCGUACCCACUGAGUAACUUGAACUUGCUGGAGUGCAGAACGACACGUGAUACAGAUCGAUCUUCAAGUAGUACCACCCUUGAGCAAGAGAUCGGCGUCGGCAAGCACGCGGUCGUUGCAGUAGCGACAGGUGAAGAAGCACUAGAGGAUUCAGCAUCUUUCUCAAGGACCCUUCCUUCUCUCUUCCAGAUCGCCUUCCGUCGUGCGCUCGGCUUGGAACCAGCGGAAUCUCUACUUUUACCAGACGCACGACCCGACGGCGCACGGAUAUUAGCAACGCCGCAGGAGCAGGGUGGGGAACGACCCCUGAUGCUAGACUUCCUGGCAAAUAACGUAGCUCAUCCCCACGAAGUAGAUGACCAGGCGCUGGACGACUUUCCCGAUGACAGCGACCUCAGUCCGCAGACGGGGACGCACGUGUUGCAGCGACUUUUCAACAAGAACUACGCAGACAACGGUAUAAUUUCCCCGACGCUUCGGCUCCACCAAGCCGCCACGGGGAACAAUAAAGCAACCGGAGCAGGUGCUGCAAUAACGGCCGCCGAUCGUGAUUCGCUGGAGGAAUCCGCGCAGGAGCUUCGGCAACGGCACCUGUACACGGAGAGCCACUUGAAAAAAUUGGAGGAGCGGGCGAACAAGGAGCGCAGCGAGCGCCAGAAGGCGAUGGACGAGUUCGUGCGGAUUCACGACAAUGUGGAAUUGCCGCAGACCCUCCGAGACGCGUCCAAUUCCCUGGUGCAAAGUCUGGAGCCGAAGAGCUACCUCGCCAACGAGCGGAAUCUCGUACAGUGGAUCGAGUUGUCGGUUCUGGUACUCGGAUCGGGCUGUUUACUUCUAUCGACGGCGGACGACUUGGGCGAAAAUAGUCUACCCCCCGCCCCCGGCGCCCCGGAGUCCUUAGCGGAGCAGAUCUUCGGGCGCAGCCACGCGGAGAAACACGGGGAGCGGUUUUGGGACUAUUUAAUUGGGCACAUGUUGAUCGUGCUGGCGUUUUGCCAGUUGUGGGGCGGCUUAUUUUUGUACUACAAACGGGCGGAGGCGAUUCGGACCAAUUUCUUGGACGCAAGAUGGUUCGAAACGAAACUUGGGCCCCUGGUGUCGGCAGUUUGCAUCGUGGUUGCGUUGGUCGCGCAUUUGCUCACUGCGAAGUAAUUUUAUUUCAAGCGUGGUUGAAUAGAGAACAUUUUGAUUUUGCGGC